ACGCCGUUGGACCACCGUUCUCUAUUCCCCCAUUCUCUUUGUUUUCCUUCUCCCUCGUUCCAAUCUUUUCUACUCUGAAGUCGAAAUUUUGCGGUUUUGUAUUCUUUCGGAUUCCGACAUGGGACUAGAGGCGAAGAUCACUCCGUCGAUGCUGUCGUCGGAGGCUGGGCGCAUGCUCAACUGCGGCGCCGAUUGGCUUCACAGGGACAUUAUGUUUCUCUUUUGCGCAGGAUGGGUAGGUUUGAUGCGGCUUUGAGUGAACUUCAUGCAGAACUGUGCUUUAAGCUUGUUUCUUCUAGAUGGUUAUUAGUGAUACUUUCUCUGUAACCUCUAUUUAAGUACCUUAAGAUGUUUAUUUGUUAAUUACGUUCUACAGGCAUUUUGUCCCAAAUUUAUCAUUGGUGCUUCAGUUAUUGAGGGUUUAAGAAAGCAUUUAAAGAAACUUCUGUUUUGCAUUACCAUCUUUUUUAUUUUUGAGAAGCUCACAGUUCUAACUAGGCCUCAUAUCCUCCCUUAUCUACCACAGGGCAUAUCUCGCUUGUCACGUUAUAGUGACAAAUCCAAUUGCUUAUGUUGGGCCUUUGGGUAAAGCUGGUGCUUCAGGUUUCACCUUUCAUGUUGACGUCUCCGAAGAGAACUGGUAAGAGCUCAUCCAAAGAAUCUAGUCAAAGGGCAUGAGGCCUGAUCCUGGUGUGGCAUUAAAGGCUGGAACACCAGUUGAAGAAGUUAACCCCCUGUUGACAGUGAAAAUCCUGUGGAAAUGGUUCUUGUCAUGACUGUAGAGCCUGGAUUUGGUGGACAAAAGUUCAUGCUGGACAUGAUUGAAAAGGUGCCUUCUCAUCCAUUCGUUAUUGCUUUGUGAAUUUGAAUCUUAGAUUGCACCUUCUCUGCUAGCAACUUGUUAUUGUUAUUAAUUUUUAUUUGUUGUGUUUUUUUGGAUUUAUGUGCAAGUUUUAAGAAAGAAUUACCCAUCACUUGACUUGAUAUAGAGGUAAGUCCAUGUCUAUUAUAUAACCAUUUUCUUCAAAAUGAAGAAAAGAAAGAAAGAGAAUCUCUUAGUUUGAUCAUUUCAUCAGCUUCAUUUGCUUCUUCUUCUCAAUCGACUGGUGUAGAUAUGCAUAUUUCUCCAUAGUUGUAUUUUUGCAGCAAGGGGGUUUUAAGAUGCUAUAUACAAUUUUAAGGAAAAUUUUUCCUGAGCACAGAACUUAAAAGUUUUAAGGAUUAUAGAUUGCUUAAUUAUCUGUUAAAUCAUGUAAAACCUCUAAAUAUUUAGAAAAACCAUCUGGCUUUUGCAGUCCAAUUCCAAUUUGAGUGCAUCUACUUUAAGAAAAGGAGUAAAAGUAGCAACAUAACUAAUGCCAAUGCAUAUUUAAACAUCUGCUUCUCUGUUUUGCUGGUAGAUGGUGGUUUAGGGCCUUCAACCAUUGAUAUAGCUGCUUCAGCAGGAGGAAUCUGCAUUAUUGCACGGUCCUCAGUGUUUGGAGUCCCUCAGCCAGCUGAAGUUAUUUCUUUUUAGCGAAAGAUUGUUGUUGAAGCCCAGAAAAACUGCUGAUCUUGUUACAGGGAAGCUACAUUACCAUUGGAUGUCUAUCCUUAAAUACAUGACGAUAGAUUUUGUCUGUCAUUUGUUGAGGUUACAAAGUUAAAUAAAAUGAUAAAUUUGUA
Rubroshorea leprosula is the source of this 1665-nucleotide messenger RNA. The record is from the annotation of a GenBank genome assembly. NCBI's taxonomy places the organism in Eukaryota, Viridiplantae, Streptophyta, Magnoliopsida, Malvales, Dipterocarpaceae.